Messenger RNA from Serpula lacrymans var. lacrymans S7.9, 981 nucleotides. RefSeq lists its product as uncharacterized. The record is from RefSeq and is a predicted model, not a curated record. The coding region runs from base 1 to 981 and encodes 326 amino acids. Lineage: Eukaryota; Fungi; Basidiomycota; Agaricomycetes; Boletales; Serpulaceae. The transcript has 7 exons.
AUGUCCGUAGCCUCAGAUAAAGGCCAGUUUGGUGGUCAGCUUCCACCAUCCGAGCACAUUCCUCCUGCUCUAGCUCGGGCCUCGCUGCGCCUUCGCUUUCCUCCAGCAUACGUGGUCGUUGGCGUCUACAGAUUGUUUACGGAUAAAUCUCUUUAUGCCCCUGCAUGGGAUAAAUGUCGACAUGGUGCAAGUAGAGGUCUGAUAGUCGGAUUCGUCUGGACGCUGUUGACAUAUGGGAUUCAAAAGAGAAUAAUCAAAGCAGCUCUCAGCAACCCGUCAUCCAUCUUCUCCUUCAGUUACCUCACCCAGCUCUCGCAGACUGCAGACGAGUUAUCACAUGAAUCCAUCCUGGGUUUUCACCUCCCAUUCAAUAUAUCUACUUAUGUCACGGUGCUAUUUCUAGGCACACAGCUGACCUCGGUACUCAACUUCUUCCUAUCUCGUAAUAUCCGUGUAGCGCGACAGCGCGUUUGGGACCAAACCGUCGCCUCCAGAGGGAAGGGCCCCGAAUUCUGGCAACCCUACGUUGAGGAAUGGGAGUUCCCUCCGUUUGUCGACCAACGUGCACGUGGACGCAUUCAAAGGAUGUUCAAGACAUGGAUCGCACGGUUUAUCAUUCACAAAGUUUUACUGUUACCCCUGUCGCUCUAUCCGUUCUUCGGAACGAUAAUCUCGGCUUGGUUCAAAGCCAUGAGCACUGCUGAAUACUUGCACAAACCGUACUUCGAAUCCAAGAAAAUGACCACGCAGCAAACGGCUGUUUUCAUCGAGGAACGUAAAUGGGAUUACUGGUUUUUCGGGUUUGCGGCUGCACUAUUGGAGGACAUCCCCAUAGUUGGUCUCAUUUUCACCGUCUCCAAUCGCAUAGGUGCUGCAAUGUGGGCACAUGAUCUCGAAAAGCGACAGCAUUACAUCGCUAGUAAGAAAUCAGGAUCAGCCCAGACCAAAGGAAAAGACGCUCGCUAUGUAAAGGUCGACUGA